Molecule: messenger RNA, 398 nt
Organism: Dentiscutata heterogama
Lineage: Eukaryota; Fungi; Glomeromycota; Glomeromycetes; Diversisporales; Gigasporaceae
Source: the annotation of a GenBank genome assembly
AGACAAAGGUACUGGAAAAAGUGAUUUGUGUAAAGAAUUAUUUCCUGAAAUAUAUGAAAAAGAUGAUAUGAAACAAUUUGAAAAUUACAAUAAUGAAGAAUUUAAUUAUAAUAGAGAUACUGAGAACCAAAUUAAUCCAAGAAUUGAAAAAGAAAAUAUUGAUGAUAUUACUGAUAGAGUUAUAACUAAUAUUUCUAAAUCAAAACCUGAAGAUCAAGUAAUUGUUGCUUCAAAAUAUAUAGCUGAAUCAUUAACAAAUCAACAACAAGAAGAUCAAUACUCCAAACAAAUAUAUCAAGCAAAUUAUGAAGAGCUAAAUAUAAAUAGUAAAAAAACUUUUAAUUCUGAAGAUUUACUUGUCGAAAAUGAUUUGUUUGAUAACAAUAUUUUGGAUAUUG